This is a messenger RNA of Brassica oleracea var. oleracea, 1813 nucleotides long. RefSeq names its product probable polygalacturonase. Gene Ontology annotation, molecular function: polygalacturonase activity. Gene Ontology annotation, biological process: carbohydrate metabolic process. Bases 211 to 1578 code for a protein of 455 amino acids. Lineage: Eukaryota; Viridiplantae; Streptophyta; Magnoliopsida; Brassicales; Brassicaceae. The record is from RefSeq and is a predicted model, not a curated record. The transcript is spliced from 5 exons.
UCAAUAACACUAAUAAAUGAUUUAUUAUUAUUACUAAUAUUGAUUUGAUAGCAAUUCCAACAAACAGUGCGGUUAAACACAUGUAAGUGCUUGGCUUCGGACUCUCUCUUGCUUCCUUCUCCUCUCAUCUUCUCUGCUCUAUUUUUUUGUUGGGUUCUGUCCUCGCCGAGACUUUUCUCCUUUCCUCAGGAACUUUAAGUUUCUGAGUUCAUGAAGAUGCCAGUGGCAUUGGUCUGGCUACUGGCAUUCACCAAUCUAUUAUUGAUCAAAGUAGAAAGCAAUAAUGCCGUAUGCAAGAAGACUUUCAAUUUAGACCCUAGACCUCACAGCGUCUCCAUCCUCGAGUUUGGAGCGGUUGGAGACGGCAAGUCCCUCAACACGAUUGCUUUCCAAAACGCUAUUUUCUACCUCAAGUCCUUUGCGGAUAAAGGCGGUGCUCAGCUUUAUGUUCCACCUGGGAAAUGGCUCACCGGAAGCUUCAAUCUCACUAGCCAUCUCACACUCUUUUUAGAGAAAGGAGCUACCAUUCUUGCUUCACCGGAUCCAUCGCAUUGGGACAUUGUCAGUCCUCUACCGUCAUAUGGUCGUGGAAUUGAACUUCCGGGGAAACGGUACAGAAGUUUGAUCAACGGAGACAAUCUACUAGACGUAGUCAUCACUGGUGAUAACGGGACAUUUGAUGGUCAAGGUGCGGCCUGGUGGAAGUGGCUAGAGUCAGGAACUUUGAACUAUAGCCGACCUCAUAUCAUCGAAUUCGUCUCAUCCAAAAACAUCCUUAUAUCGAACCUAACCUUCUUAAACGCACCAUCCGUCAACAUUCACCCUGUUUAUUGCAGUCACGUUCAUAUCAAAAAAGUUUUGAUCGAAACAAGCGUUGAUUCUCCCUACGUUCUUGGAGUUGUCCCAGAUUCUUCGGACAAUGUUUGUAUCGAGGACUCAACGAUCAACGUUGGACACGACACGGUCUCUCUCAAAAGUGGUUGGGACCAAUACGGCAUAAACUACGGCCGUCCAACCACCACCGUUCACAUCCGUAACCUCGUCUUAAAAUCUCCCACCGGCGCCGGAAUCUCCUUCGGGAGCGAGAUGUCAAGCGGAAUCUCCGACAUCACCGUGGAGCGUCUCACCAUACACAGCUCACGCGUAGGCGUCGCGUUCAGAACCACCAGAGGCAGAGGAGGGUAUAUCCGUAAUAUCACAAUCUCCGGCGUUGUUCUCUCCGGUGUAGACACAGCCAUCGUGGCCGACGGACACACCGGGGCGCACGCGGAUGAUAAAUACGACCGGGACGCGCUCCCGGUCGUGACGCGUAUCGUCCUGAGGAAUUUCACCGGAGAUGGUAUAGGAUUGGCUGGGAACUUCACCGGUAUCGGAGAGUCUCCGUUCACGUCGAUAUGUCUAAAGGAUAUUCAUUUACAAACGAGUUCAGAAUCUUGGUUAUGCUCCAACGUCUCUGGUUACGCGGAGGACGUUUCGCCGGAGCCUUGUAAAGAGCUCGUGAGUUUUCCCUCGUCGUGUUUAGCCGGUGGAAGGAUAUACGGCGGAGAAACGGCGGCAGAGUCGUACUACAGCUGGUAAUGCUAGUAAAUUCAAUAAAUGGUGAUGAAGAAAAGAGUGGUGGUGGUGGUGGAGUUUGGUUUAUGAUACGAUUGAAUUUUCAAUUUUUUUUGGUCAGUGAAGUCAUAAAAUUUGUUGUCAGAGCGAGCGAGAACGUGAGUAUCAAGAAACAGAGUAUAUGUUGUAUUAUUUAUGUACAGCUUCCCAUUUCUUCAUUCAUGUUGUAAGAUAUAAUUCAUCUUUCUUUCUUGUUCUA